CAAGGUUGUUGAGGUCUGUGUUGGGAAUAGCAGGUUGAAGGUUGCUGCUGGCUGCAGGUCUCUGUGGAGCAGAAGAGCAUUCCCCCUUUUUUCCUCAUGUCCCCCCCUGUGUGUUUCCCUGUGUGUUAGUGACCGCGCACCCCCACCUACCCCCCCCCCCCCCACCUGAUCCCUCCUGUCGUGUUGCCACUCCAGCCUGAAGCCCCCCUCUCACCCCAUGCUUGGGACAAAGCCAGCUCACUGCCAGCCCAAUGACUGCCUGGAUCGUCCUGCCUGUCAGCCUGUCUGCCUUCUCCAUCACAGGAAUAUGGAUAGUGUAUGCCAUGGCUGUGAUGAAUCACCAUGUUUGUCCUGUGGAGAACUGGUCUUACAACGUAACCUGCACAGAGGAGCUACCGCGACCAGGCUUUCCCAAGACGUGCUGCACCAUCCAGGACAUCCCCCUCAUCAGUAAAUGUGGCUCCUUCCCUCCUGAAAGCUGCCUGUUCAGCUUGAUUGGCAACGUUGGAGCCUUCAUGGUGGUGAUGGUGUGCCUUCUGCGCUACGCCCAGGUGAUCGAACACAGCCACCGAUGUUGGGUCAACACCAGCGCUCUGGUGUCCGGCUGCACCAAUGCUUUGGGCCUGGUCAUGGUGGGCAACUUCCAGGUUGAUCACGCCAAAUCUCUACACUACGUGGGUGCCGGGGUGGCGUUUCCAGCAGGGCUGCUGUUUGUGUGCCUGCAGUGUGUGCUCACCUACCGGGUGGCUGUGACCGCCCUCGACUACUGGAUGGCCCAUUUCAGAGUGGCUCUGGCACUGGGAGCCAUGGUCUCCCUCGUCCUCAGCGGCAUCUUCUUCAUCCACGAGAGCUUCGUCCUGCAGCACGCUGCAGCCAUCUGCGAGUGGGUCUUCACAGUGGACAUCCUGGUUUUCUACGGCACCUUCACCUACGAGUUUGGCACCGUCACCAGCGAGACCAUGAUGACGGGCCUGCAGCAGUGUCACCACCACGGCUCAGGGGUUAUCAUGGGAGCCAGGGCCCGGGACUCAAUACUAGGUGGGACGACUAAGGGCCUCAAGUCCCCCGGGGGGAGCAGCACAUCCAUACAUCUCAACUGUACCCCGGAGAGCAUAGCCAUGUUGUAGCUCUGCCCACUGCAGAGGUGCUUCAUGGGCUCCCACAGGUAGGCAGGAUGACAGUGGCAGCAUGUGGAGGAAGCGAGGAUGUUCUGAUCUCUUUAACAACUACAGGAUAUCCCAUCUGUAAUUCUGUACUAUCUAUUUUUUUUUCUUCUUCUUUUCUUCCAAUGUUGGUGCAAGCUGCUACAGUCAAGUGUCCUGUAGCGAUGUUAAGAGGAGGCUGAAUGUGUGAAGCCAGUCGGAGUACAGGAGUUUCCUGAACUACAAUUUUUUUUUUUUUUUUCUUUCUUUACUUUUUAUAACUGCAUCACUGGUGUGCCCACAAAGAUCCCCCCCCCUCCCUGUCCAGACACUCCUUCAUGAACGACCCAAUGCUUUGCGUGGCCCACCUGUUUUGGCCUUUUGCUUAUCUCUGCACGGCUACACUUUUUGAAUGAGAGAACAACAAUUUAUGUUAUGAGUAUUUGGAUUUGCGUAGUAAGUAGAAACAUAUUGAAUGUUUUGAGAAGUGAAUAGUUAACAGUUUUGUAUGUUUUACAGGCUUUAAGCGUAUGGCCUUUUUUAAAUCAAUCAAGCAUAAAUGAUCUGUCAAAUGAUCGGCAAAAAAUCAUUCAUUUUACUCGACAAUUUCAUUUGGUUGCGCAAACUUUGAUGGCAUUUUUGGAUUAUCUUGCAAACUAUGUGUACCUUGAGCCACUAUCAUUCUUAAGAUCACUUUCUAGGUCAUUGACAUGCAAGAGCAGAAUGUCUAUGUAGAACAGCUCUGCUCUGUUGUAAUGACGAGGACCGUGUGCAUCUCAAUCACUUUUAUCUGAGAAUCUCUGAAGUCGUCUCCCUUGAUGUCAUUCCGUUAUUGUCCCACAUGUUGCAUGAUCUGAGGAUUUCUUUGUAACCUUUUACAUUUCAUGCUACUUUUUUUUUUUUUUUUUUUUUUUUUUACUUGUCGGUCCUGUCUGGUGCAAUAAUUGCCAUCAAUCUUCUGAUCAUUUCUGCUCCACUGGGGGUGUAUGAUGCCUUUUUCAGUGUGUUGGAGUUGAACACGGGGUGUAUUUGACACCAAGACAUUUUGAAGUGACCUACAUCUUGUAUAGUAAAACAAAUGGAUGCGUAAAGGUAAAAACUAUAAUCUGACUAACACAAUUCCAGAAUAAUGUAGUUGUAUAGUUCUUGCCCCUACACUAGUCUCUCAUUACCAGACCUAGCUCCACAGUGGCCUGGCUACACUGCUGAUCUGUUCUGGGAUAGGGCUGCGUCAGGUGCGUGAGAGACGCAUUGAUAUCAGGCUUUAUCCAAGCAAUGUACAUCCGUGUAGCCAGACUACCCACACACUGAUAUGAUUCCAGACCGGACCCUUGGAAGCCUUAUUUGAGUUUUGCGAACAUGUUUUCUGUUAAAUAUGAAGCUAUCUCAAGCCUUCUCGGUAGCGUAAGGGGACGUUUUGUUCACAGGAGUAAACUGAGAGGUGAACAUAAUGUUUGUAGACCUUGUGCCAUAAACCUAAUGGUGUCAACGCAGUGUUACAAACCGACAAUAGCAUACAGGCUGUAGACUGAAGGGACUGCGUGUCCUAUGUUAAGGUUGUGUAUGAUUCCCUGUUGCCAAUUUCUCUUUAUAAUGAUAUUUACAGUUGUGAAUUAGCUUCACACCAGACUGCCACAAACUACCAAUGCUCAAAUUAAAGCUGACUAAUGCCACACAAUUUAGGUUACGCUCACAGGAAGUUUUUGUUGGAGUGAGCGAGCCGUUGGAGAAGUAUGUUUCAUAACACACAGUAUUCUGCCCUCUGCGUAGUGUUGAUUUUUUUUUUUUUUUUUUUUUUUUAUAAAUGUCUAACCACUGGAUGCCAGCAAUACGUUAUUGAAAAGGUCACAUCACCUACCUCUUAUCUUCUGUGGGUUUGAUGUUCUGAAGAAAAAGCUAGAAGUCCUACGUGUUUUCCAUCUUACAACUGUUUGAGGUUGAGGAAAGUAUUUAAUGUAAUGGCAGCUCAGCAGGCCAUAACUCAAUCCACACAGUCUCAGCAUGUGGCAGGACAGUGGAUCUGCUGUUACGAGCUGCGUUAUCACGUGUCAGGUCAGUUUUCUUUACUUUUUUGUGCAAAUGAUUUAACUUCCAAAUCUUUUAUGGGACUGCAGCAAUCCUGUGUUCUGCAAAUCUUGCCAAAAAGGAAUGGAAUCCACUGGAGUUAUAAUUGGUUUUCUGUGUGUCAGCAGUAGGUGUAUGAAUUGGUAUGAGUGCACUGUUCUAGCCUUAUCCCUCGUACUGUGCCAGGGGAAUGUUCAGAUCUUUUCUUUUUAAUCUUGUGUUCAGCUGUAGCCUGUUUCACCAAACUGUAACUAAGUCACACUGUGACUACAAAUGGCAGCUUGUAUGAGCCCUCAUCAGGGUUGGAUUUAUUAUGUAACAUCUAUUCCAUAAUACCAUCUUCCACAGGCCAACAUUUUAAAGGUGGAUUUUACUUCUUGUUUUUUUUCCUUUCUUUGUCCAAAUGUACACACUUUGUUGGUGGGAGAAUCCUAUAUUACAAAAGGCUGCCUGACCUGUACAUGUCUUGAACUCUUGCAACAGCAACACAGAAACAAUGUCUAUAAAAAUGUAUGUCAUGUUUAGAAAAAUAUGUAAAAGAAUGGUAAUGGAGUCGAGAAAUCCCACAAAACAAGUCGACAACACAGAUUAUUGUUUCCUUUUUAUAAAUUCUAUAAAUAUGUAUGAUUUGUCUAUCAUUUAGGUAUUUUCAUUUGACAGAGAUUUAUAUUCAAAUAUGAAAUAAAAAUGAUAAAUUAUU
Molecule: messenger RNA, 3906 nt
Organism: Perca flavescens (yellow perch)
Lineage: Eukaryota; Metazoa; Chordata; Actinopteri; Perciformes; Percidae
Product: transmembrane protein 150A
Exons: 8
Coding region: 252-1127 (291 amino acids)
Biological process (GO): protein localization to plasma membrane
Cellular component (GO): plasma membrane
Source: RefSeq, a predicted model, not a curated record